This is a messenger RNA of Symbiodinium necroappetens, 5940 nucleotides long. The record is from the annotation of a GenBank genome assembly. NCBI's taxonomy places the organism in Eukaryota, Dinophyceae, Suessiales, Symbiodiniaceae.
AUGAAUACAAUAAAAACCACGCAAAGUGGCUUCCGCAUCGGCGCCGGCGUAUCGGGCGCACAACUGGGUGCAAAUAAAGCCAUCAACAAAGCAUGGCCAGGUGUGGUUGAAGCAACCAAUCUGAUUGGUUCAGACCAGAUCCAGGGUCGCUGCACCAUGGUGGGCAACUUGUGUAACGCAUCUCCUGCUGCGGACAGCGUACCCGCCAUGAUUGCUGCCGGCGCUAAAGCUGUUGUGGUCGGCAAAGGUAAACGCCGCACGGUACCAGUUGAAAAAAUUGUUGUCGGUCCGGGCAAAACAUCCCUUAAGAAAGGAGAAGUGAUAGAAGCCAUCACGCUGCCCAAACCCGCCAAACGCACCGGCGAUGCCUACCUGCGUUUUACGCCACGUACAGAAAUGGACAUCGCCGUAGUGGGUGUCGGCAUCAGCCUGACGCUGGAACGCGGCGUUGUUAAAAAAGCGCGGGUCUGCCUGGGUGCAGUUGCACCUACCGCCAUAUUGGUCCCCGCUGCUGCCAGAGCUUUGGUGGGUUCCAAACUGGACGACGCAGCGCUGGACAAACUCGCCGCUGCCUGCAGCAAAGCGUGUAACCCCAUUGACGACAAGCGCGGUACUGCCGCCUAUCGCACACGCGUUGCCGGAGUCCUGGCCAAACGCGCCGCCAAAAUAGCCUACAAACGAGCAGGAGGUUGUGGUACCGGCGAUUGCGGUGCGUGCAGUGUGACUCUGGACGGUCAGCUGGUCUGUUCCUGCCUGGUCCUGGGCGUGGAAGCCAACGGUCGCGAGAUCGGCACCGUCGAAGGACUCACUGAAAAUGGCAAGCUGCAUCCAUUGCAGGAAAAAUUCAUUGAACACGCCGCAUUGCAGUGUGGCAUUUGCACACCAGGCUUUUUGGUAGCGGCCAAAGCGUUGCUGGACAACAACCCGAAACCAACGGAAACAGAAAUCCGUUACGCGCUGGCUGGCAAUCUUUGUCGGUGCACCGGCUACGACAAAAUUGUCCGGGCCGUGCAGGAAACCGCAAAAGACCUGCGCAAAUCUAAGAAACGACAGAAGUUCGAAGUUGUUGGUAACCGUUUCUUGCGCCCGGAUGGCAUUGACAAAGUUACCGGCAAGGCACGUUACGGCGCAGAUGCCAGUGCUCCAGGCCAAUUGGUUGGGUUAGUACUGCGCUCGCCGCAUGCCCAUGCCAAAAUCAAAAAAAUAGAUAUAUCCAAAGCAGAAAAGCUGCCCGGCGUUAAAGCCGUCAUCACCUGUGACGAUCUGCCUGAUCUGACCGGAGGCAAUGCCGGCAAUGCGCAUAUCCUGGAGAACUGCAUGGCGCGCGGACGCGCGCUGUACGACGGCCACGCCGUGGCAGCCGUUGCAGCAGUGGAUCAGCAAACGGCACGUAAAGCAUUAAAACUCAUCAAAGUGAGUUAUCAGAAGCUGCCUCACGUCACCGACGUAGACGAGGCCAUGAAGCCAAGCGCGCCGGUGAUUCACGACUGGUGUUUUACGGGCGGCAUGGAAGAAAAACCUACCAAACCGUCGAAUAUCGCUAACCGCACCCAAAUGGGUCACGGUGAUGUGGACGCAGGUUUUGCAGCAGCUGACGUGGUCAUUGAAAAGUCGUACAAAACCGAGCAGACGCACCAGGGUUACAUCGAACCCCAUGCGUGCCUGGCUUCAGUAAAUCCAGACGGUACAGCUGAGCUUUGGGUAACCACCCAGGGACCUUUUGCCUACCGUACUGUAUGCGCUGCUUUGUUGGGCCUGGAUAUCGCGAAACUCAAAGUGACUUCAUCAGAGAUUGGCGGCGGAUUUGGCGGUAAAACCCACGUCUGGACAGAACCUCUGGCACUGGCGCUUUCUCGCAAAGCCAAUCGACCGGUUAAGCUGGUGAUGACCCGGGACGAGGUGUUUCGCGCCACCGGUCCAACCGCCUCAACGUCUGUUGAUGUCAAAAUUGGUGCCACCCGCAAAGGUGUCAUUACCGCAGCAACCCUUGAGCUACGUUAUCAGGGCGGCGCCUUCCCGGGACCUUGGGCAAUGCUUGCCUGUAUGACCGGGUUCGCCUGUUACAACAUCGAAAACCAGCGCUCCGUGGGCUGGGAUGUCAUUGUUAACCGACCUAAGGUUGCGGCUUACCGCGCGCCUUCAGCCCCCAUGGCUGCGUACGCGGUAGAAAGCACAAUGGAUCUUGUGGCAGACGCCAUUGGCAUGGAUGCAGUGGAUUUCCGCCUCAAGAACGUCGCCAGGGAAGGUACACAAGCGCCUUAUGGCCCCAUAUAUGGUCCGAUUGGUAUCGAGGCUGCGUUGCAGGCCGUUAAGAAACAUCCGCACAUGAAAACCAGGCUUAAGAAGAAUCAGGGCCGCGGCGUCGCUUGUGGUUUCUGGUUCAACAUUGGCGGGCAAACCUGUGUUGAUCUGAACAUCGGCACAGAUGGCACGGUCAACCUGGCAGUGGGUACGGUCGAUGUGGGCGGUGCACGCUCCUCGCUAGCCAUGAUUGCGGCAGAAGAGCUGGGUAUUGGUUACGAAGACGUCAAGGUACAAGUUGCCGACACAACGUCUCUGGGACACAACGACACCACAGAAGGCAGCCGCGGUACAUUCUCGUCGGGCAUGGCAGCGAUCUUUGCUGCACGUGAUGCUAUUGAGGUAUUAAAAGGUCGUGCGGCCAAGAUGUUGGAUGUACCCGUAGACGAUAUUGUCUGGGAAAAAGGCGAAGCGCGAGCAACAGGUAAAGGACACAGUAAUCUGCCGUCUUUAUCCCUGAAAGAAAUCGCCAGAAAAUCACCCAAUACCGGUGGUCCUAUCGCGGGUCACAAUGAGAUUGUAGCGGACGGUGCCGGCAUGGGAUUUGCUGCACACAUCUGCGACGUGGAAGUUGAUCCAGAAACCGGCUUAAGCAAGAUCCUGCGCUACACCGUUGUGCAGGAUGCAGGUAAAGCCAUCAACCCGGAUUAUGUCGAAGGCCAGUUCCAGGGUGCUGCCGCACAAGGUAUUGGUUGGGCACUGAAUGAAGAGUACGUUUACGGCAAGGACGGUCGCCUGCAGAAUCCAGGCUUCCUCGACUAUCGUAUACCGGUCUGUUCCGACCUGCCGUUUAUCGAUACGCAGAUCCUGGAGAUUCCAAACCCGACCCAUCCCUAUGGCAUCCGCGGUGUAGGGGAAACCUCUAUCGUCCCGCCGUUGGGCGCUAUCGGUAACGCCAUUGCGCGUGCCACUGGGGUGCGCAUGAAUCAUGUGCCCAUGUUAGUGCAGGUUAGCCUGAACGGCGCAUUGCGUUCAGGCGUAGGUGGCGUUGCCUCGAUCGAGAUCGAGGCAGCCACCAUUGCUGAGCUCAUGAGCAAACUGAUCGAAAAAUAUCCAGAUAUGUCUGCACAUCUGGAUAAAGGCAUCGCCGUCGCCAUCGACGGCGUGGUCUUUCGAGAUGACUGGACCCAGAAGAUUCCACCCGACGCAGAAGUCUUUCUCAUGCCACGCAUCGAAGGCGCGCUAAACCAUCAUUACUCAGACUUUGCCGAUCUGUUGGUUGAUACACUCGAUCAACUCUACCAUCAGCUACUGGACCUGAAAAUUGAGGGCAAUAUCGGUCUUCUGGAGCAGAUUACGUUAGAGGGCCAUCUGCGGGUCACCCAGCGCGAAUUCAAAGCGGUGAUUGAAUUGUGGCUGGCGUCGAGAAACGAUGAAGCGUUUGGCACGCGCCUGGCUGAAGCCAUCACUCAAGGCUCAGAAUUAUUCUCCCCAGAGAUGGUGUUGGCGCGCAAACGUGAACACAAACGCUUAAAAGAGUUUGAAGCCAUCUACCGCACCAUUACCGAGGACGGCAAACUGAAGCGCAUGAUUGCCCACAACAAUCCGGCCUUGGCACGCAAUGUCUGUUACAAAGGUACUGCGGCUCCACAUGUGCACAAUCACGCUGAUCGACUGACCAAGCCGCUGAAACGUGUCGGCGCGCGCGGUGAAGACAAGUGGGAAGAAAUUUCCUACGCACAGGCGAUGGAUGAAAUUGCUGAGCGUCUGCAAAAAGUUGUGCAUCAGUACGGGCCUGAAUCGCUUGCCGUAUCCACCUCAGGCUGGAACACCCAGACCACACACAGCAUGGACCGGCGCUUCAUGAACGCCUUAGGCUCGCCCAACUAUAUCAGCGGCGUAUCCCUUUGCGCGGGCAACACAGCCGCGGUUAACAAGCUUACCUACGGGUGGUUUCCGUUUGCUGAUAUCGCCAACUCCAAGUGCAUCGUGCUGUUCGGUCACAAUCCGCGAAAACACAGUUGGACACCGAUCUACAACAUGAUUAACGCCGCACGGGAAAAAGGUGCCAAGGUUAUUGUCCUCGACCCUCGAAUCUCCGACCAGGCUGAGGUUGCAGACAUGCACUUGCGCCUGCGUUCAGGCACAGACGCGGCGAUGUGUCUCGGGUGGCUCAACGUCAUCAUCAACGAAGAGCUAUACGACAAAACAUUUGUGGCUGAGCACACCACUGGAUUUGAGGAUUUGUGUAAUCGCGUCAACGAAUACCCCCUUGAACGGGUCGCCGAGAUUACCGGCGUGGAGGCUCAGCAGAUUGCUGAAGCGGCGAGACUCUAUGCCAGCGCCUCAAGCGCCUGUAUUCCCUGGACGCCGAUCACGGACAUGCAGAUUUCAUCAACAUCCGCCAUUCGGCUACAAAGCAUUCUGCGUGCUCUAACCGGCAAUAUAGACAUCCCCGGCGGGGAGAUAUUUGGCGGCUUUGAUCCAAACUAUAUCCCGGAAUCCAAACUGGGCAAUCAUGAGAUGUUGAGCGCAGAGCAAAAAGGCAAACAACUGGGUGCAGACCUGCAUCCUGUAUAUACCUAUCGCGCCCAGGAGAUGCUUACAGAGCAUACAGAACGUGUUUACGGCUACGGCUACGCCGAUAUCGUUAUGGGGUGUUACAUGGCCAACCCAAGCGCUACUUUUCGGGCUAUGGCAACUGAAAAGCCCUACCCGGUGAAGGCCUUUUUUGUGCUCGGUAACAAUGCGCUCAUGAGCUAUCCCAAUCAGCAUCAGAUCCUUAAAGGCAUGAUGAAUCAGGAACUGAUUGUUGCGCACGACAUCUUCAUGACACCCACCGCCUUGUUAGCAGACUACGUACUGCCUGGCGAUGUAUUCAGCGAGCGUAACCAUCUGUCUGACUACUGGAACUGGAAACUCGGUCUGACCCUGUCGCAAAAAGCUGUCGAGCCGCCGCCCGAAUGUUCCAGCACCUUUGAGUUCUGGCAUGAUCUUGCUCACCGUAUGGGUUACGCAGACCUGUUCCCCUGGUCGACCAUAGAAGAAAUGCUCGACUAUCGCCUCUCUCCUUCCGGUAAAACCUUUGCGGAAUUUUCCGACGAGCACUAUAUGUUCAUUGAACCACCUGAAUAUCGAAAGUAUCGAAAAACAGGUUUCGCCACGCCUUCGGGUAAAGUUGAGCUGAAAUCCAGUCUGCUGGAGAAAUUGGGAUUCGAUCCCCUGCCCUAUUACAGGGAAGGACCUGCCGUAAGUGAGGCGUACCCCUACUAUGUGUUCACUGGUGUUCGCGAAGACGCAUUCUUCCAGACCGGACAACGCCAGGUAAAAGUUUUACGAGAUCGAAUGCCUUCACCAAAACUGUUUAUGCAUCCUAGCGAUGCCGCACGCCAGAACAUUAUUGACCACGAUUGGGUUAAGUUGCAGACGCCAACCGGGGAAGUCACAGCCAAGGUGUUGAUCAAAACAUCAAUGAAAGAAGGUCACAUCCGAGUGCCACAUGGCUGGUGGUAUCCUGAAAUGCGCGGCACCGCAAAACUGUCCGGCGCGUUUAUCAGCAGCGACGCUGUCUUGUGCCCGGACGAUCCGGAAUUUUUAGACCAUGAACAAGGUAUACCCCACUUCAAAGGUUUUCCCGGCAGGAUCGUAAAACUGGCGGAGCCUCCGGCCGGCAUGUCUGAACAGGUAUUGAACGGUUGA